GUCGCGCGUGCAUCUCAUUGUGGUUUGUUGGUUCGUGCCUUCACAGAUUCUGUGAGGGUGGUUGUGUGCACGUAGACACGACCUGGCACGUAAUUCCGUGGAUUUCUCGACCGUUAUCAUGUCCUCAGGUAAGAAGAACAAGAAGAAGAAGGGGGUAACCCUCGAUCUGAUGUCAUUUCUGGCCGAUGGAAGUGGGCCGACUGUUAAUGUACCGAUGAAAUCUUCUAAUUGGGCUGACGAUGUGGAGGACGAUCAUGAGGGAUUUUCAUCGAGGAGCAGUAAAGAUCCAGUUAUACUGCCAACUGCUCCAAGAGCUGCACGAGGACCUGGUAUUGAUGAGGAAAACAUCCCUACAAAUCCUCCCUAUGUAGCUUACAUAAGCAAUCUGCCAUAUGACGUAGAUGAAACUGAUCUGGCAGAUUUUUUUGCAGAUAUGAAGAUUUCGAGCAUGCGUUUGCCAAAAGAUGCAAAUAAAAUUAAGGGCUAUGGUUACGUCGAGUUCGAGGAUCGACAGAGUCUAAUCGAUGCUCUUUCUAUGACAAAUACGACCAUUAAGACGAGACGAGUGAGAAUUGAAGUCUCAAAUAGCACGAAUGACGAUCGUCGAGGUGGUAGGAUGGGUAGGGACAGUCGUCGAGACAAUUACGAUGAUCCAGAACGCACGUCUGGCGACUGGAGGAGUGGGCCGCGCGAGGACCUGGACGGAGAUUCCUAUCGUAGCCGAUAUGAUAGAGAUCGCUUUGAUAACAGAGAUCGACGAGACGAUCGAGAAAGACACGAUUACGAUAACAAGCCAGGUGCAUGGCGCGAGAGGGACAGCAACGAUAAAGGAUCCUCGUUUAGAGAAAGGGGUUUCAGAGAUGAUAGCAGGGACAGAAACAGAGACUGGAACCGUUUUGGUGAUAGAGGAAGAAGUAAAGAUAGAGACGGGGAUAGGAGCAGCAGUUUUGGGCCACGUCGCAAUUAUGGUGAUUCCGAUUGGGAUCGCGAUCGUCGACAAGAUCAAGAUGCAAAACCCGAGUCACGGCAAAGACCGAAACUGCAACUACAGCCUCGAACGAAACCUGUCGAGCCCAUCGUGGUUGGCGAAGAUUCGACAGCUAAGGACAAUACAACGGAGUCGACGAAAUCAACGGAGAGUUCGGAAUCGACUCAACGACCGCCAGUUGCCACGCCCGUACAAGCGGCAAAUAUUUUCGGUGCUGCGAAACCUGUCGAUACCACUGCCCGCGAACGAGAGAUCGAAGAGCGUCUCGCCAAGUCUUACGCGGAAUCACGAUCCCGAGAAGAGUCGGAUACUAAGGAACGCAAAGACGGCACUUGGGGUCGACGUAAUGGCGAAGGACGCGACGACAAAGAUAAAGACAAAGACAAGGACAAAGAGAAGGAAAGAGGGCGAUCAACUUGGCGAUCAGAAGAAGAUAGAGGCGCUCGACUUGAGAGAUCCGCGCCACGAUCUCAACCAACUCCCACUCGUUCUGUCGACUUAAUUUCCGAAGUAGAGGAGCAAAGUGGUUCCAAAGCAUCAUCAACCUCGCGUUCUGGACCACCAACAUCCAAAGGACCUCAAAAAUCUGUUGAGAAGGAUACUCGUGCAGGAGAAAGAGAUCGCAAAGACAAAGAGAAAGAUGAAAUUAGUAGAAUGCCGAAGGCUAAGGACGAACAAGCUCCAAAUUUUGUAGCUUCCAACAAGUAUUCCAUGCUACCUGAUGAUGUGGAUCCCGACAAUAUCGAUGAAUAGUCUUAAUUGAUUACAAUUUUACAUCACACAUCGACUAAAUUGUGCCACAUGCAAUAUACAAUUAUGCAUAUUAUUAUUUGUUUUACUUCUAAUAUUGCAUGGAUUUGUCGUAAGCUACGCGUUGCGCUCUUGGUAUUACUUUAUUGGAAUUAUUGUUGAUUUGUAUUUAAUCUCUAUUUUAAUAUUCUCAAUAUAACACUAUAUUUCUAUAUCAACUUAUAUAUUUACUUCAAAUUUCGGUACGAAAAAUUUUGGCAUUGUUGAACUGCAAUGUCAUAAAUUUCUCGUGCUUAUUGAAUGAUCACAUAUAACUUUUUGUAUGAUUCCAAGAAUAAUUACACUGUAUAUGGGGUGCAGCAAUUGGUACUUUAUACAUCAUACUUAAUCCGCUGUACAGUAAUUGUACGAUAUGUGACUUGUUUACAUGUAAUAUAACAAUGCCAAUAUAGAAGGAAAUUAAAAUAAUAAGUACAUGGGAACACAAA
This is a messenger RNA of Monomorium pharaonis (pharaoh ant), 2226 nucleotides long. It is a transcript of the gene eIF4B, whose product is annotated as eukaryotic translation initiation factor 4B. Bases 119 to 1741 code for a protein of 540 amino acids. Gene Ontology annotation, molecular function: RNA binding. The record is from RefSeq and is a predicted model, not a curated record. The transcript has 12 exons. NCBI's taxonomy places the organism in Eukaryota, Metazoa, Arthropoda, Insecta, Hymenoptera, Formicidae.